Molecule: messenger RNA, 312 nt
Organism: Camellia sinensis
Lineage: Eukaryota; Viridiplantae; Streptophyta; Magnoliopsida; Ericales; Theaceae
Source: RefSeq, a predicted model, not a curated record
GCAAGCCAUGGAAAAAUAUCGAAGGAGCUGGUUAAUCGGCUAAUGAGUAUUCUUGGUCACAUGAUGCAGUUGAGGACAUUAAAGGUGACCAAGAAUUUGAAAGAUAUUCAAGGACCUGCCUUAGCUAUUGUUCUUGAACGACUGAAGCACUCUGGGGCUUUUCAAGAAACAUUUGAAGUGGCUAAAACAAUAUCGAUGGGGCCAUCAUUGAAAAGUGGAUCAAAAGUUGGGAAAAGUGGAUCAAAAGUUCACGAACCAAACGAGCACCCUCCCCAACAUAUUUCUUAACAAGUUCACGAAGCUAAAUUGUAC